Messenger RNA from Lachancea mirantina, 1812 nucleotides. The record is from the annotation of a GenBank genome assembly. NCBI's taxonomy places the organism in Eukaryota, Fungi, Ascomycota, Saccharomycetes, Saccharomycetales, Saccharomycetaceae.
AUGCUGCAAGAUCCUUCUGAGCGACAACCUAUCCGUCUCGUUUACAACACUGCAGAUAAAAACUUCCAAACUAAUCGAGCAAAUGAUGUCAAGCGUUCUAUACUCCGAAAAAUUCGGCAAAACUGUUGGUCACAAUCCACCAUCUCUGAGAGACAUCCAUGGAGUACAAACACUGAGCUUAUUAAUGAAAGAAGUACGGUAAAGGAAAAAUCUGUUGUGUUUGACGUUGAUUCUAGUAAUGCCAGUAUUCUGCGGUGCUCCAUAAAUUCUUCAAUGAAACCCUCGGCUUUCCGUGACGGUGAAUCGUACCAAAAAUCAAGCACUACUAGAAAACGCUCGGCUGACAAGAAAACAAAUCUCAACAUUCUCAACGGGUCUUUGUCAAUCUUUCUGGCUGGUGACGAUCGUUCAGAAAUGAGGUUUUCAGUCCAUGACUACCGGAAGAGGAUAACUUCAGCCGCCUUGCAAAAAGCCGUUGAGAACACUACAACGAUUUCAAAUGCAAUUAAAAGUACCGACCAGCUAAUUCACGUACUACACUCUUAUUGUGAGAAGAACGCCGCCGGUGGGAAUUCUGGAGACGCCAACGGAUCGAACAAAUUUUCUUCCGCAAAAAAGGCAGAUGGCGUCCCACAGCUUCAAAGCCUGGCCACCCGCAUUUUAGAAACGCAUGUUUUGCAAUUUGUUAGUUCCGACAAAGUGUCCUGUUUUAACAGCGCCCUCGAACGUCUGAGCGAGUGGCGUAGCAGUGAAGGGUACUGGAAACGAAGAAAAGCAAGAGCAGGGUCGAGUCAGAGCCGCAUGGAACUCCAUAGCGUUCCGCCAACCCUUCUUGAGUCUCUAGAGUUUCAAAUCGAGGUCUCGGCGGGCAAAAAAACAACCCCUCGCAACGAAAUUGCAGUUCUCGAGCUUCUCACUCAAACGUAUGCCAUUCAACUCUUGCAGACCAAAAAAUUACUCCAAGCCGUAAUCGAGACGCUUGAAAUCACAGAAACAGCAGAAUUUUGUGACCAUCAGUUGGUCCUUGCAUGCGUCGAGGGCCUUCUCAUGAGCUCUGUUUCGAGCAAUAACGCAGAAUUGGUUGUCGGACUAGAUCGCAUAAUCAAGACAAUUGUUUAUCGGGACCCAACGCGGUGCCGGGCCACAGAAAAAUGGUGUAUUUACUUGGCGAAAAAACUGGCUAAUGAUUAUAGCAUUGCUCGCUUAUUCGUGGAGGAGGUCCGCGAUAUUUGUGCUACGGUGAACGAUACGCCCAGCUGGCUCACUAUUUUCAAUACUGACAGGCCAACAGGUGCCAUCGCGUCACGUGACAGCACAAGUACUUAUGGCAACGAAACUCGAGGAACAACACGCCGAAGUGCCACUCAAAACACGGUUCUCUUGUCACUCGCCGAUGCUGACACCGACUUAGGAAAUGACGACGGACUCAAGCAAUGGUUGCACCACGCGCGUGUCUCGCUUUCGCAAAACGUGCGCGAACACUUACAGGGCCACGUAUCGAGUAGAUCACGUGUUUUACGUAAGGCCUGCCGCGUUAAGCGGAAAGCCAGCAAGGCGAUAGACGCUGCUAGGACCCACAGGGGUCCUAUUAGCUUUCUGCGGGAUCUCGUUGGGAAAACCAAGAGGCACCAGCCCACUCCGCCCCCAGAGAUUCGCUCCGUGUGGCACCAGCGGCCCGCGCCGGACACUACCUAUUUUUGCGACAACACUACUUACAGCGAUGUGGUCAUCAAACCCAGCCGUUGCGCAUACCUACGUCAAAAAAAGGACAGAUUCAUGUUUGUGUUUUUUGGCGAGGAGAAAUGGGGCUAG